AUGCCAGAUUCAGGGACAAAGAUUAGAGUAGGAAGUGCUCCAAAAAAUCCAUUGCAUCCUGCUAGCGCAAAGAGCAGCUCGCAUGGCGCCUCCAGCGAAGGCCAAAACCCAAAGUACCAGCCGAUAAAAAACAAACAGCACAGCACGUCCUUCAAAAAAGACGAAGAGUCGCGGCCGUUCCAUCUCUCAGAAAAGUCAGACGCCGAGAAAAAGCAGCAGAUACACGAAGAGUUUGCAAAUGCAAAAAUCAUGAAAAAACCCAUGUCUGCUGUCAUGGGCCUCGUUGUAAGAAGGUGGUUUGAAAUAUUUAUUGACCUCUUUAUUUUCAUAAUGAUACUUGUCCCUGAGACCUACGAGUUUAUGGAGAUACUCUACGAGCGGUAUAUCUACCACGGAGAAAAAACAAAACCGUACACCAGCCACACAGCUGCGGAGACCUUCGAUCUCUGGUGCCCCAUUCUCGAAGGAAUUGUGUGCUGUUUUCACACAACUGUCUUUGUGUGCGAGUCUUUCCUAGGCAUAGAAAUACCGCACGGCCUUCUCAUUGCCAUUCUUUCAUCACACAUCACAUGCAUACUAAUCAUCUGCCACAUCGAGUUUAUAGACAGAAAAAGAAGCAAACAGACACACAAAGCCAUUACAUAUUCGAUAGAGGUUGGUGUGCUUAUUCUGUCCACCCUUGUAACUCUCGUCUAUUUCCAGACGCACGAAAAGUACCAGUCUCUUGUCUUGAUAACAACGGUUCUUACGCAGUAUCUGUGCAGAACACUCACCAGGCUCGUGGAUAACUCGCACAACAAAUUCAGAAAGACCUUCAACUCAGCAGAGGUGCGCGUAGUCCUGUUCUUCAGCAUUGUCUUACUUCUCCUUCUUUCUGAGCUGCUUUAUAUAUACUUUACUUAA
Nematocida minor is the source of this 903-nucleotide messenger RNA. RefSeq lists its product as uncharacterized. The transcript has a single exon. The record is from RefSeq and is a predicted model, not a curated record. Bases 1 to 903 code for a protein of 300 amino acids. Lineage: Eukaryota; Fungi; Microsporidia.